UAACUACUAUACCUUUCAUCGACCGAUAUCCAAUCUCUCCUCAGAACCAUCAUGUCUCUAUUACGUUCUCGCAUCGUCCUGCUCCGAUCGAGCACGCCUCAUCUCUGCACUCGUGCAGCAACGACAACCUUCUCCCUACGCCUCAAUAGCCAUGCCUACUCAACAGAUACUUACCCCACGGACAACCCGAACCCGUCCAACGUGCCUGGCCCAGCGCAAAAGGGUGCGUCAGCACGUGGGACAGACAAUGUGCCUACCUCUUCGGCAGGAGGCCAGGACCAGGCAUUGCAGGAGUCGGCCGAGUCUGCGGAAUCGCAGCGGCAAAUGCAAGCGCCGAAUCGAGCGACGAUUUGGUCGCGCAGUCAGCAGCCUCGAGACAAGGCCAUGGUUGGGCCGAGAUUCGAACAGACUGUUAUGGAGUAUCAACCGCAACCGUACUCUGCAAUCGAAUUGAUCCAUAAGCAACCUGUGCGGUGGACGCACGAGUCCGUUGUGGCAUGCGAUGGCGGCGGAGGACCGCUCGGCCACCCCAAGAUUUUUAUCAAUGUGGAUAAACCCCAGAUUUGCUGGUGCACUUAUUGCGGUCUGCCAUUUGCCCACGAGCAUCAUCGCAAACUGCUCGAGUCGCAGCCGUCAACGUCAUACCCGCUUGGACCAAAGGGCGAUACGGCAGAAGUGCAGGAGUCGCAGCAGAUUACGGAUGAGCCUCUGGCUCAGCGUUGAUAUUGUGCAUACCAGGUGCAGCAUGUAUCUCAUGAUGUAGCCAAUUGCAUGAGAAGUCGGAGCAUAUGCUUUUUAUUUUAUGCGUGAUCGUUACUAGACCAGUCUGUCGCAAUCAUUACGAGCUUUGUUGAUAAUGAGAUAUUACGAUAAUUGCAGAUUCAUGAUUAAUGUUUCGUUUCAUUAUACUAUCUCUGCAUCUCAGUCUAGUUGCUGUUUCUGAGAUAUGUCUCAUUGAUAAAGGGGCUCAACACUCCCACCCAUGAUAUCUGUCUCUGAACAUUUCAU
Messenger RNA from Xylona heveae TC161, 1008 nucleotides. Its product is annotated as NADH-ubiquinone oxidoreductase. The transcript has 3 exons. Bases 52 to 723 code for a protein of 223 amino acids. The record is from RefSeq and is a predicted model, not a curated record. Gene Ontology annotation, biological process: mitochondrial electron transport, NADH to ubiquinone. Lineage: Eukaryota; Fungi; Ascomycota; Xylonomycetes; Xylonales; Xylonaceae.